AUGGUUGGGUUUGCUACGUUUGUCAAGGCAUUGCCCCUUGUGGCAGCCAGCGCCCUCGCUGGCGUCACCUAUCCCCCCAUUCCUGAGGAUCUCACCACUCCUGUUCAGCAACGCCUCGCCGUGUAUGGUCCCAAUGCUGUCUCUGUCGGAUGGAAUACAUACGAGCAGCUGAACCAAAGCUGCGUGGUCUAUGGCACAUCCGCAGACAAGUUGUCUCAACGUUCAUGCUCAACUUCAUCGACAACAUAUACGACAUCGAGGACUUGGUCGAAUUUCGCGAUCCUCAAUGGCCUAGCGCCGGCGACGACCUACUAUUACAAGAUCGUAUCCACCAACUCUACCGUCGAUCACUUCCUCAGCCCGCGCACACCUGGUGAUAAGACGUCUUUCACCAUGAACGUUGUCAUUGACUUGGGCGUCUACGGCAAAGAUGGAUUCACUGUUGACAGCAAAAAGAAGGACACAAUCCCUGUCAUCGAGCCUGAGCUCAACCACACCACGAUCGGCCGUCUCGCCCAGACUGUUGACGACUACGAGAUUGUCAUUCAUCCCGGUGAUUUUGGCUACUCGGACGACUGGUAUCUGAAGUUCAAGAACAUCCUGCAAGGAAAGGAGGCAUACCAGGCGAUUCUGGAGCAGUUCUACGACCAACUCGCGCCCAUUGCAGGUCGCAAGCUCUACAUGGCGAGCCCCGGGAACCACGAAGCUGACUGCUCGGAGAUUCCAUACCUUCUGGAACUAUGCCCUGAGGGUCAGAAGAACUUCACCGACUUCAUGCACCGCUUCGAGAACACUAUGCCUCCAAGGCGCGAAAGCUAUCCAACCCCCCCAUUCUGGUAUUCUUUCGAUUAUGGCACGGCCCAUGUCGUUAUGAUCAACACUGAAACCGACUUCCCGGACGCGCCUGAUGGCACUGAUGGGUCCGCCAAGCUCGACAGCGGUCCUUUUGGAAAAUCCGGACAGCAACUCGAGUUCCUGAAGGCGGAUCUCGCCAGCGUCGAUCGCACCGUCACCCCCUGGGUUGUCGUCGCAGGACACCGCCCAUGGUACUCAACCGGUUCUGGAAACACUUGCGAUUCAUGCCAGGCCGCAUUUGAGAGUAUCUUCUACAAAUAUGGUGUGGAUUUGGGUGUCUUCGGUCACGUUCACAAUUCCCAGCGCUUCCUCCCAGUCGUCAACGGCACCGCGGAUCCAAAUGGAAUGAAGAACCCCAAGGCUCCGAUGUACAUCAUCGCAGGAGGUGCUGGAAAUAUUGAGGGACUAAGCAGCGUUGGUUCCAAGCCUGAUUACACCGAGUUUGCCUAUGCCGAUGAUUACAGCUAUGCUUCGAUCACCUUUGUUGAUGAGCAGAACUUGAAGGUGGAUUUCAUUAGCUCCUCAAGCGGUGAUAUUCUGGAUUCAAGUACUCUUUACAAGGAGCACAAUGUUCAAUUUGUGCAGCAGUAG
Penicillium cosmopolitanum is the source of this 1446-nucleotide messenger RNA. Its product is annotated as purple acid phosphatase family protein. The transcript has 3 exons. Gene Ontology annotation, molecular function: metal ion binding; acid phosphatase activity. Bases 1 to 1446 code for a protein of 481 amino acids. Lineage: Eukaryota; Fungi; Ascomycota; Eurotiomycetes; Eurotiales; Aspergillaceae. The record is from RefSeq and is a predicted model, not a curated record.